Gambusia affinis (western mosquitofish) is the source of this 787-nucleotide messenger RNA. It is a transcript of the gene tmem244, whose product is annotated as transmembrane protein 244. The coding region runs from base 31 to 555 and encodes 174 amino acids. The record is from RefSeq and is a predicted model, not a curated record. The transcript has 6 exons. NCBI's taxonomy places the organism in Eukaryota, Metazoa, Chordata, Actinopteri, Cyprinodontiformes, Poeciliidae.
ACUUCUCCUCAUUUAGACCGGCAAACAUUCAUGUUGUUGGACUACUGCUGUCGCUGCUGUGGAGUCACACUCAUAAAACGCCAUGGACCCUUCUCCCUCAAGACUACACCCAGCGACACCUGGGUUGUUCUGCAGAAUCUGCUAAUGUGCAUGGUGUGCUUCUACUCUCUCUAUUACAUUGUGGUCAGUCUUUGCAUUGGACUCUUCAGGGUUCACGAGAUCAACAGCUUGUUAACGCCAUUUGACUACACGACACAACCAUCAUGGCAGAACCCCAAAUACUUGGUUGGGGUCAUUUCCACAGAAGUGACUUAUGUUUUAGGAGGGCUGGUGUUCGCGUGGAUUGUGGAGGAGUGGGUCUGGGAUUAUGCAAUAACUGUCACGCUGCUGCACGUUGGGAUGACUGUAGCAGUGAUGUCAGAUUUCCCUUCUGCCGAGCAUUGGUGGAUCGCUCUGGGUUCGGGCCUGGUCAUGAUGAUAUUCGGAGGACAGCUCCUGGCCUACAAACUUUUCAGGAACAACUUUGUCUAUCCUGCUGAACUGCAGAACUUCUAAUAAAAACAAGGAAAGCUUUUAAGUGGCUUAAUGGGUAAUCCCAGGUCAGAAGUGUGCCAGUCAGUUCUCUUUCCGCUUCACUGUUUAAUCCAUGUUUAUAAUGGUGUAGCAAAGUAAAGCCUUUCGAAUAAGAACGUAAAAGAAAACGUACAUGUAUAUUGUUUGUAUUUCAUAACAUGGAUUAGGCAGUAGGCUGCUCCGAACUGUUAAAAUGGCUUCACUUUGCCUAUUG